UAAACAAACAAAAAAGAGUGUUGAGUUCAAUUCCUUCAUUCAGUGGCUGUUUGGUGCACAAUACAGUAACUUCACUUUUCUGGCAUGAACAAAUGAAACAACAUUUCCCAUUCUUCAUUCGCAUUGCCAUUUCUCUCCUCUGAUCAGGUAUAUCCUUCAUGGAUUCACGUAUCAACGCUGUUGAUUCUGUAUCAGAGGUUCAGAAUUCGGUUUCUAGGGUACCUGCGGUACCGAUACGCCACAGUCUUCCUUUAACAUCAGGGAUUCCCCGUCCUUCGCGGCCUCCCUUAUAUAGAAAUCAUCACGGAGCUUCUUCUUCUUCCGCGUCAUUUUUGGAACAAAGACAUCGUCAUAAUAAUUAUGGAACGAAGAACAUCCACCAUCAAAACAGCUAUGUAGUUAAUCGAAAGCAUUCAUAUCAGGACAGAAAAUUAUGCAGCAAGCAACUGUUUGAUGAUGGUUCCGAGAGUCGCGAGUCAUGUUCUGUAGUAUUAGAAUCCGACAAUUGUAUCUUAGUUACAUCGAAACGAGGUGCCGUUAAUCAACCGAAGAAUUACCAUUGUCAGUCAGAGAUUAGUUUUUGUCAUAGUCCUCAGAAUAGUUUACAUUCGACCACUGUCUAUUCAGAAGCGAAACAAAGUUUCACCAAUACUGAAGUCAGUGAGUGUGUUAGUGUUGAUGAUGAUGAUGAUGAUAAGUCGUGCGAAAGCGGACAAGUUUCGAAUUCGUGUGAUUUUAAUGAAAGUAGGAAAACCAGCAUCUAUAGAGCGAGUACAGUAAGUGAUGUUAGCGACGAAAGCAACACGAGUAGUUUGAGUAGUGCUUUGUAUAAACCUCAUAAGGCGAAUGAUAUAAGAUGGGAAGCGAUUCAAGCUGUGCGAGCACGCGUCGGGGUGUUGGAAAUGAGGCAUUUUAGGUUGAUGAAGAAAUUGGGAUGUGGAGAUAUAGGAAAUGUAUAUCUAGCUGAACUGAGUGGCACGAGGACUUGUUUUGCUAUGAAGCUCAUGAAUAAAACCGAGCUCGCAAGUCGGAAGAAGCUUGUAAGAGCUCAGACGGAGAGAGAGAUAUUGCAGUCUUUAGAUCACCCUUUUUUACCUACAUUAUAUACACAUUUCGAGACCGAGACAAUCUCUUGCUUGGUAAUGGAGUUUUGUCCCGGUGGCGACCUUUAUUCAAUCAGGCAAAGACAGCCUGGGAAGUGUUUCUCGGAGCAUGCUGUCAGAUUUUAUGUGGCAGAAGUUCUCCUUGCUUUGGAGUACUUACACAUGCUUGGAAUCGUCUAUAGAGACCUUAAACCAGAGAAUGUGUUGGUUAGAGAAGAUGGUCAUAUAAUGCUUUCGGAUUUCGAUCUCUCUUUAAGGUGUACCGUCAGUCCAACUCUCGUGAAGUCAUCAAACCCGAUCGUCGAAACGAAAAGAUCAGGAUACUGCAUUCAGCCCAGAUGUGCAAUGCAGCCAGAUUGCAUACAACCUGCAUGCUUUUCGCCGCGGUUUCUAUCCAGUAAAUCCAAAAGAGAGAGAAAAUUCAGACCAAAGAAUGACAUGCAUCAUCAAGUGACACCUCUCCCUGAGCUAAUGGCCGAACCAACAAGUGCACGAUCGAUGUCCUUUGUAGGCACACACGAGUACUUGGCGCCUGAAAUUAUCAAAGGCGAAGGACACGGAAGUGCUGUGGAUUGGUGGACGUUUGGUAUAUUCUUAUACGAACUCUUGUUUGGUCGAACACCGUUCAAAGGGUCUGCAAACCGAGCGACGCUGCUCAAUGUUGUCGGGCAGCCUUUAAGAUUUCCGGAAUCUCCUACUGUCAGCUUUGCAGCAAGGGAUUUGAUCAGAGGUUUGCUUGUGAAAGAACCUCAACACCGUCUUGCCUAUAGACGCGGAGCAACCGAAAUCAAACAACAUCCGUUUUUUCAUAAUGUGAACUGGGCGCUGAUCCGUUGCGCUAAUCCGCCCGAGGUACCGAGAGACACCGUGAUGAUGAAACCAACUUCAACCGAAAAUGAAGUUGGUAUGAACCCUUCUGAACUCGAUGUUGUUUGCUUCAAACACGAUUUGAUCACACUUGAGAAGUUUGCAGGAAGUGAUUAGUAAGGGUGCAAGGCUUUGGAUCCUGGACUUUUUGAAUCUCUAAUAGUUGAGAUUCAAACUCAAUUUUCAAAUUGAAAAUUCUCAGAUUUUUCUUUAGAAUGAGAAGGUUUGAAUUGGGGGGCAAAACUGACGCGCAAGGUGUGUUUGAAUUGAGCACAGAGGUCAUGGACUUCAAACAACGCCAUGGGAAGCUUUUGUGCAUCUUGUCUGCUGAUGUGGUUGAAGGACUUUUGAGUGUGUUAGUGCAGUUCUAUGAUCCUCUUUACCGUUAUUUCACUUUCCCAAAUUUUCAGAUUGUGCCUACAUUGGAGGAGUAUUCUUAUCUCUUGGGGAUACCUGUUUCUAGUAGAGUGACUUUUAGUGGAUUGGAGGAGAUUCCCAAUCUAGUAUUAUUGUUGAAGCUCUUCACUUGAAGAAGUCUGAGAUAAAGGCUCAUUGGGUGAAGAAAUGAAGGUUGUUUGGGUUGCCAUCUGAUUUCCUCAUCAAUGAAGCUACUGCUUUUGCUCAAGCCGGUAGUGUGGAUGUUUUUGAAGCUAUCUUUGUGUUGCUCAUUUAUGGAUUAACUUUGUUCCCUAACAUUGAUGAUUUUGUUGAUGUUAACACCGUUAGACUUUUCU
Lathyrus oleraceus (garden pea) is the source of this 2704-nucleotide messenger RNA. RefSeq names its product protein kinase PVPK-1. Gene Ontology annotation, molecular function: ATP binding; protein kinase activity. The transcript has 5 exons. Lineage: Eukaryota; Viridiplantae; Streptophyta; Magnoliopsida; Fabales; Fabaceae. Gene Ontology annotation, biological process: protein phosphorylation. Bases 159 to 2087 code for a protein of 642 amino acids. The record is from RefSeq and is a predicted model, not a curated record.